Ictalurus punctatus (channel catfish) is the source of this 2314-nucleotide messenger RNA. It is a transcript of the gene thoc5, whose product is annotated as THO complex 5. The coding region runs from base 142 to 2196 and encodes 684 amino acids. The transcript has 20 exons. Gene Ontology annotation, molecular function: mRNA binding. NCBI's taxonomy places the organism in Eukaryota, Metazoa, Chordata, Actinopteri, Siluriformes, Ictaluridae. Gene Ontology annotation, cellular component: THO complex part of transcription export complex. The record is from RefSeq and is a predicted model, not a curated record. Gene Ontology annotation, biological process: mRNA export from nucleus; positive regulation of DNA-templated transcription, elongation.
AAAGGUGAGGACUAGUGAUGCUAGUUAGCGGAUUUUACAAUGCGAAGUUAUUAAAUGAACGUUUGUGUGAAAUGGAAGAUCUUGCGUGAGGCUUGAAAAUAAACAAGUGGACCAUCUCGUUGCUAGCUAGCUAAACUAGCUAUGUCUUCUGACCCUCUCAAGAAACGCAAGACCAAAGUGAUCCGGAGUGAUGGCGGCACUCCUGAAACUAAACGCGUUCGGGGAGAAGGAGACCAGGAUGUGCGUACGUAUAAUGAAGAAGCGGAACUGGAGGGUCGAGACCCUGAACAGGAUUACACCCUGUAUAAAUACACCUGUGAGGCACUGGCUACACUAAUGGGUGAAAUCCAAGAACUGAAAGCCAAUGGAGCUAAAGAAGGCAGUGUAGAGGUCGAAGCAAAACGCAGGCAAGGAUGUGUUCACUUCAUCACUCUGAAGAAGCUGAAUCGUCUGUCACACAUGAGGCUGAAGAAAGCACGGGAUCAGACACACGAGGCGAAGCAGAAAGUGGACGUGUUGCACCUACAGCUGCAGAAUCUUCUCUAUGAAGUCAUGCAUCUUCAGAAAGAAAUCGGCAAAUGCCUCGAAUUCAAGUCUCAGCAUGAAGAGAUUGAGUUAGUCAGUGUGGAUGAGUUCUUUAAGGAGGCCCCAGCUGAAAUCUCCCGCCCUCAUCUCACCAAAGACGACCCUCACCAGCUCACGCUCGCUCGGCUGGACUGGGAACUGGAGCAGAGGAAGAGGUUGGCCGAGCAGUACAAGAGCUCGCUGUGCACUAAGGAAAAGAUCUUGAAAGGAAUUGAGUUGAAGAAGGAGUACCUGAGCAGUCUUCAGCCAGGACUGCACGCUAUCAUGCAGGCGUCUGUGCCUGUUCAGGAGUACUUGUCCAUGCCAUUUGAGCGUGUGCAGAAACAGGCUGAGGUCGCGCGGCACCUUCCUCCUCCUCUGUACGUGCUGCUUGUGCAGGCCAGUGCUUAUGGACAAGCUUGUGACAAGAAUCUGUCUAUGUCUAUCAGUGGAGAUGUGGAUGAAGCCAAAGCUCUUUCCAGACCACCCGAGGAUUCUCAAGAUGAUGAGAGUGAUUCUGAUGCAGAGGAGGAACAACAAAACACUAAACGACGGAGAGGUACUGUCGGCGGUCAGCUUGAGGACAAGCGUAAAGAAAUGCUGAAACCGCAUCCUCUCUCGUUGUGCAUCGACCUCAAGUGUAAAGAUGGCAGUGUGUUGCAUCUGUUUUUUUAUUACCUGAUGAACCUCAACAUUCUCACUGUGAAAGCAAAAGUUUCGGCCUCUGCAGACCUCUCAGGAGCCAUCAGCGCAGGGGAGCUGCUGAACCCAAAAUCUCUGUUGAACUGCCUGUACGCUUCUGAUGAUGGCCAAGAAACCCCCAACCCUACCAACCGCUACCAGUUUGACAAAGUGGGCAUCACAACUUUUUCUGAUUAUGUGGCUGACUUUGGACAUCCAUACAUCUGGGUACAGAAUCUUGGAGGAUUACAAUUCUCCAGUGAUAAACCGCAGGUGGAAGGGGCACGCAGUUCUCUCAGUGCCAGUCAUAUGGAGCGCACCAUGAAGCUGCUGAGAGGACGCCUGCUGUCUCGCCUGGCCUUGCACAAACAGUUCAGCUCUCUAGAGCACAGCAUAGUUCCUGUCUCCACUGAGUGCCAGCAUCUCUUCCCGGCUAAAGUGGUCUCUCGCCUGUCUCGCUGGACUAUGAUGAGCCACCAAGAUUUCCUGGAGUUAGGCUUUGUGCAGCAUGUGGUGCAGGCUGGCCUGGUGCGGGAGACUGACCUGUUCUUCAUGGCAAUAGUGGAGAGGGGAACGGCUCGUCUUCAGGCUGCGGUGGUGUUGAAUCCUCGCUAUCCAGAGAUCGCCCCUCUCUUCUCACUCUCACUGCUCUGGAAAGGAGAGCGCAGUGGACGCACAGAUGAUAACCUGCGGGCGAUGGAGAGCGAGGUGAAUGUGUUUAGAUCUGAACUCCAGGGACCCCGACCAGGCCUGCAGCUACUGACCAACCAGAUCCAGCGUCUAUGUGUGUGUCUGGAUGUUUAUCUGGAGACUGAAAGCCAAGUGUGUGACGGCUCAGAGGGUCCGAGAGAAUUCCCAAGGGAGAAGAUGUGCUUACGCUCUGCCAGGGGACCUAAUCGUCUGAAGCCUUUUAAGUACAACCACCCUCAGGGCUUUUUCAGUCAUCGUUAAAUCUUUCCCCUUCUCUACAUUUUACCUUCUUUUUUACAGCUUGAAUAAUUUUUCAAGUGUUUGAUUCUAUAUUGUACUGUUUCACUGUUUAGAAUAAGAAAUAAAACACUUUGUGAUA